Cyprinodon tularosa is the source of this 3151-nucleotide messenger RNA. RefSeq names its product MINDY lysine 48 deubiquitinase 1 (gene mindy1). Gene Ontology annotation, biological process: protein K48-linked deubiquitination. The record is from RefSeq and is a predicted model, not a curated record. The transcript has 12 exons. Bases 774 to 2513 code for a protein of 579 amino acids. Gene Ontology annotation, cellular component: cytosol; cell periphery. Gene Ontology annotation, molecular function: cysteine-type carboxypeptidase activity; K48-linked deubiquitinase activity; cysteine-type deubiquitinase activity. Lineage: Eukaryota; Metazoa; Chordata; Actinopteri; Cyprinodontiformes; Cyprinodontidae.
UAUUGGAGAGGAAUGUAAACAGCUAGCAUGCCUGCUCAACAGCUAUCAACAGCGCACAUAAUCGAGACGCAGUCUGUGCUCAAAAUGUAAGCUUUAAAAAAAUUACUCUUCUCUCUCAAUGUCAGAAGAGAUCGGCAUCAUAUGCUUACGCUUUUUAUCAUCUUACGUGAUGUCUUUAAUGUAUUUAUAGCUAAGUUAGCUUAGUUAGCCCAGGGAGCUAGCUGGGGGAUUGCUAACGCUGGGAGUUGUGUCAGAAAGCUGCUUAAUGAUGAUGAGGCAUCAGCAGGGAGACAUUUAAUGGCCGAGGCAGGUUCUUUCUGAGAUCUGAGUGGACAUCUCUUGACUUUAGAGUAAGAAAAUCCUUGUUUCUGUUGUAACUUUGGAUCGUGCGCUGAGAGGACAUACUUUGCUUGGUCUUUCUUCUAUCAAGGUUACAUUCUUCAACUCAAGAUGAGAGCCUGACCUGCAGCUUAAAUCAUGUAAAUGUUCCAUUUAAGAUACAAAAGCAGGAAAACCCAUCUGUUUCUAAUCUGAUGCCUUUAAUAGAAGCUGGGCACAUUUAUAAUUCUUGUGAGUUUUUGAAACUAGGACAGUCUUCAUGAUCAACAGAACCUCUUCUACCACCUGCAUCAGCUGCCCAGCGCCUAAGGAUGUUUUGAUCUCAUGAAGGGAUCAGUCAGUUUGGUAAUCCUUCAGUGGCAUUAGGAAAGUGAUAGCCAUCUUUGUGCAGCUGGGACAUUUUGUUUCAUCAGCAUCCAUCCGUUUGGCUGAUAAUGGCCGAAUCCAGUUCACAGCCAGCAGCUCCACCAAAUGUGCUGAUUGGACGCAGCAUUGGGGACCAGGUUCCCAACACAGAAAGCCCCUCCAAAGAAAUGAAUCUAGCUAUGAAUACUGGUGGAUCAGACCAGGAGGCUAAAGUCCCAAAUAGCAAAAGUAAAGCUGAGAGAUCUAUUCAGGCCAGAGAACCAGAGGAGGAUGAAGAGCCCACGCCCACGCCACCGGAGUCAUCGCCAAGUCUGUCUGAAAACGAGACGCUGACCAUCGCUACCACCGAAGACGAAACUCUGUCGGUUCAACUCGGACAUGUUGGCACUGAAAGAACACUGGGGUCAGGAGGAGAUCCGGCCCUGGACCUGGAGGAGAGCUCCUCAGUGAUGACAGCAGCAGACUCUGAUGAUCAGCAGGAAUCCACCGACUCUGCUUCCUUCUCCAUUCCUAGUCUGGAGCUUUCAGACGGAGUCCCGACCACAGGGACCUCUCUGGACAUUGAAGAUGGCUUGUCAUCAACCUGCUCUGCUCCAGGUGUUGAAGGCAGCCCUCCUUCUGCCAAGGCUCCCGCUCUGAAAGCCAGUGAGGCGAUGGAAGCAGUGGGGGGAGCUGUUGCUGCAGCUGCUGCUCUUCCUCAGCUCGCAGCUGCUGCCUCUGGGGUCGCCGAGCCCGGACCCUCCAUGCCUGCGUAUUACCUGGUGAAGUGGAUCACUUGGAAGGAGAAGAAGACUCCCAUAGUCACUCAGAGCGAGAAUGGACCCUGCCCCCUGCUGGCCAUCAUGAAUACACUCUUCCUGCGCUGGAAGGCGAAGCUUCCAGCUCAGACUGAAGUGGUCACCACUGAGGAGCUGAUGGCUCAUCUGGGAGAGUGUGUUUUAUCAGUCACUCCCAGAGAGAAGGCGAAUGGCAUGGAGCUCAACUUCCAACAGAACAUGAGCGACGCCAUGGCGGUUCUUCCAAAGUUGUCAACAGGCCUGGACGUCAAUGUUCGCUUCACAGGAGUCACCGACUUUGAGUACACGCCAGAGUGCAUCGUGUUUGACCUGCUGAACAUCCCACUGUACCACGGCUGGUUGGUAGACCCGCAGAGCCCAGAGAUAGUCGCUGCUGUGGGGAAACUGAGUUACAACCAGCUGGUGGAGAAAAUCAUCGACUGGAAACACUCUGCAGACAGCUGCAGAGUCAGUGAAGGUCUGGUGGCUGAACAGUUUCUAGAGUCCACAGCCACUCAGCUCUCAUAUCACGGUCUGUGUGAGCUCAACACGACGGCCAAAGAAGGAGAGAUCUCAGUGUUCUUCAGGAACAACCACUUCAGUACCAUGAUCAAACACAAGGGUCACCUGUACCUUCUUGUGACAGAUCAGGGCUUCCUACAGGAGGAGAGCAUGGUCUGGGAGUCUCUUCAUAACGUGGAAGGAGACGGAAACUUCUGCGACUCCAACUUCAGACUGUGCCAUCCUCCUGAGAGAUCUCCGGCCCCCUCCCACCUGCCUCCCAGCAGCCAGGAGCAGCAGAGGCAGAUCGACCAGGACUACCUGGUAGCUGUUUCCCUGCAGCAGCAGCAGGAAGGUGCUCCUCGGCCUCUUAGUGACCUGGAACUGGCCCGGCAGCUACAGCAAGAGGAGUACCAGCAGCAGCAACAGCAGCAGCAGCCGGGAACGUCACAGACGCCACGGCAGGUCAGAGGUCAGGCGUCGCAGCAAGCCAGAAGAAGAGAGAAGGACUCGGACUGUGCCAUCCUGUAAAUGCUUCCUGUUUUAACGCCUGGGACCUCUCGCGAUUCUCGCGUGUGGCGCGCACGCUGAGUUAGCUCCAUGCCAAACCCGGCUGCUUUCGUCCAGCAGGUCUGUGUCCUCCAGUUUGGAAAAACCUAAACGCAGGAGGCUGUUGGAACACACGGAGCGGACGGGCGUCCAUGAAGGGCUCAUCGCUGUAACCGAGGAUCUUUAAGUAAAAAUUCUCUAACUACCGCUCUUAAGGCCGGUUUGAAUCGUUAAAAGGAAACGUUCUGUUGCCAACACUUUAAACCUUCAGUCAGAUAUUUAAUAGUUAUAUUAAUUUGAGCUCUUUAAAAAUGAUUGUUUGAAGAUUUUUUUCCAGAAAUAGCUAAAGAUCUAUUUAUUAAAACAGAUUUCCUGACAUUUUAGUGGCCAUUUGUUUAUCAUCAAAUUUCUUUCGUUCUUUAAUGCAUCCUGGGGCUGUUCAGAAAGGUUUCCUGUUAUAACCCGGUGUGGGUCAGAGCUUUGUGAACUUGUUCCACAUUUUGUGAUUAAAACCAGACACUUCCCUGCAUCUUAUUAGGGUUUUAUGUGAUAAACUAAAACACAGAUGGGUGUAAAAGAGAAAAAAAAUACUUAUAGCUUUAAAUAAAGUUUUUUUUUUU